Nicotiana attenuata is the source of this 717-nucleotide messenger RNA. RefSeq names its product mucin-2-like. NCBI's taxonomy places the organism in Eukaryota, Viridiplantae, Streptophyta, Magnoliopsida, Solanales, Solanaceae. The transcript has a single exon. The record is from RefSeq and is a predicted model, not a curated record. The coding region runs from base 1 to 717 and encodes 238 amino acids.
AUGCGGUAUUUCCAUCACAAUACCACUGCCACUACGUCUACUACUAAUCAGUCUAUGACAACGGAACACGCAACAAAACUGACGCCGGCGAUAUCACCUAGGACUGCCAAAAUCUUGCAACAUAAUGAUGGCCUCGAUAAACUUCCACCGCCUUCUACUACUACUAUACAACAAUCCAUACAAAUCCACCCCUUAUCAUCACUUGCUCCCCCUCCUCCAUCUCCUACCGUUCAACACCACUCACCACAACAUGUUUCGAUUCAACAACGCUCAACAACGCCCCCGGCGACCUCCACGCCAAUUCAACUACACUCAAAACAACUACUACCCAAUCCCACCACCACCAAUUCUACACCUAAUUCCCAACCCCCCAAACUUACCACCUAUCAUGAACAUACCCCACCUUCUACCUCCACCACUGCUACUUCAUCAAAUUCCUCCACCACCUACGCCUAUGAUCGCCCUCCCAUUGCCACCCAUUCCUUUGAACAUGCCACUUCUUCAUCAACAGCUCACCACCCUUCUCAACCACAACGACCUCUUGAUGACAUUCAUCCAAGAUGGACAGCCGGACCCCAUACAUCACGACCACCUAAUGCAAAUACUCCAUCUUCAGGAAGUCACCACCAUGGAAAUACAAACACACCUCACUCAGUUCCUCAACUGGGUGCAAUUGAUCCCCCAAAUCACCCUGCAUGGCCUACACUCAACCCCUGA